Messenger RNA from Trichomonas vaginalis G3, 408 nucleotides. Its product is annotated as transketolase protein. Gene Ontology annotation, molecular function: transketolase activity. The record is from RefSeq and is a predicted model, not a curated record. NCBI's taxonomy places the organism in Eukaryota, Parabasalia, Trichomonadida, Trichomonadidae. The transcript has a single exon. Gene Ontology annotation, cellular component: cytosol. Gene Ontology annotation, biological process: pentose-phosphate shunt.
UUGUCAGCAAAGCCAACUCUGGCCACCCAGGCCGUCCACUUUGUCUUCUCCAGCAGCCCACUCCUUUGGUCUAAAUUCUACAGUUACGAAAAGGACUGGAUCAACCGUGAUCGUUUCGUUCUUGGCCCAGGUCAUGCCUCUGCCCUUAUGUAUUCCUUACUCCACCUUUACCAACGCGAACUCACAAUAGACAUCUUAAGCAAUUCCGUCAGUUACAUGCCAAGUGCGCUGGCCACCCAGAGCACUACCUCAUCCAUGAUGUUGAGGCAAACAACUGGCCCACUUGGACAGGGUAUUGGUUAUGCUAUCGGUAUGGCUGCACUUGAACUUAACCUUGCUGCUCGCUUCAACAAGCCAGACUUCCCAGUCUUCAACCACAAGGUCUUCGCCUUCGUUUUCGGAUGGUGA